GGUUUUGUUUUCCUUUCUGCUUCGCAUCGACGUCACCUGCGGGCGCCUGCGCCUUCCAGAGCAGCGCUCGCAGCAACCACGCACGCCUCGCAAAGCACUGGAAAAAUAUCUACGAGCUGUGGCACACCUAGACGACCUCUCUAGAGCUUGUUUCGAUCUGACACUGCCUUGCAUUCUUUGUUGGAGUCGGGUAAACUGAUCAUGUCUUACCCCGCUAGGUCCAUUGAGCUGAAGAACAACACCGUGAUUAUCGUUCUGGGAGCAUCUGGUGAUCUGGCAAAGAAGAAGACUUUCCCCGCCCUUUUUGGCCUUUUUCGCAACCAGUUCCUGCCAAAGGACAUUAAAAUUAUCGGAUAUGCCAGAACAAAAAUGGACCACGAGGAAUUCCUCAAGCGGGUCAAGUCUCACAUAAAGACACCAACAAAGGACAUGGAGCAGCAAUUGCAGGAGUUCUGUGAGCUCUGCACAUAUAUUUCGGGGCAGUACGAUAAGGACGAGUCUUUUGUCGAGCUGCGGAAACACCUCGAGGAACUUGAGAAGGGACGGAAAGAAGCCAACCGUAUCUUCUACAUGGCGUUGCCACCCAGCGUCUUCACUACAGUGUCCCAACAUCUGAAGAAGAACUGCUAUCCCACAAAGGGCAUUGCAAGAAUUAUUGUCGAGAAGCCGUUCGGAAAGGAUCUGGCGAGUUCCCGAGAGUUGCAGAAGGCAUUGGAGCCCAACUGGCAUGAAGAGGAGAUUUUUAGAAUCGAUCAUUACUUGGGGAAGGAGAUGGUGAAGAACAUUCUGAUUCUGCGGUUCGGCAACGAAUUCUUCGGCGCGACGUGGAACCGCAACCACAUCGACAACGUACAGAUCACUUUCAAAGAGCCGUUUGGAACAGAGGGCCGUGGUGGAUACUUUGAUGAGUUUGGUAUCAUUCGAGAUGUUAUGCAGAACCAUCUGCUGCAGGUCUUGACGCUUCUGGCGAUGGAGCGACCUAUUUCUUUCUCUGCGGAGGAUGUCCGAGACGAGAAAGUCAGAGUCCUUCGAGCUAUCCCAGCCAUCGAGCCAAAGAACGUCAUCAUCGGUCAAUAUGGCAAGUCAUUAGAUGGAAACAAGCCCGCUUACAAGGAGGAUGAUACGGUGCCAAAGGAUUCGAGGUGUCCAACAUUCUGUGCCAUGGUGGCAUUCAUCAAGAACGAGCGAUGGGAUGGCGUACCAUUCAUUUUGAAGGCAGGCAAGGCUCUCAAUGAGCAGAAGACCGAGAUCCGGAUCCAGUUCAAGGAUGUCACUUCCGGCAUCUUCAAGGACAUCCCCCGGAAUGAGCUUGUCAUGCGAAUUCAGCCAAACGAAAGUGUCUACAUCAAGAUGAACUCGAAGCUUCCUGGUUUGAGCAUGCAAACCGUUGUCACCGAGCUCGACUUAACCUACCGACGACGAUUCUCCGAUCUCAAGAUCCCAGAGGCCUACGAGUCUCUCAUCCUCGAUGCCCUGAAGGGUGACCACUCCAACUUCGUUCGUGACGAUGAGUUGGAUGCCAGUUGGAGGAUUUUCACGCCCCUUCUCCACUACCUGGACAACAACAAGGAAAUCAUUCCCAUGGAAUACCCAUAUGGUUCCCGAGGCCCUGCCGUUCUUGACGACUUCACUUCAUCCUACGGUUACAAAUUCAGCGACGCAGCCGGCUACCAGUGGCCUACGACCUCGACCACGCCCAACAAGCUGUGAGUAUGCACUAGAUCUAGAGCUGGAACGAUAGAUAGAACGAAUUCACGUUGAUUAUGCCUCCCCCCAUAUAGCUGAUUAGCUCGACUGGCUUCGUCCUUCAGCUUCCCUAUGUGGCACGGUCUUUCAUACGAUUUUCUUCUGUGCAUCAUCCAUUAUUUUUUGUGCAGUGGCUUCGUUGAAGGUGGGGGCUAAAAAGCCAAUAUGAAUUUCAUAGUUGGUCUUCUUUCGUUUGUACGCUAGACGUCUUCAAAAACGGCGGAAAUGAAUAUGACGAGUGGAUGGAAGGCACAUAAUGACGAGAGCGCUCAAUACAGUUUGUAUUCAUCAGGGGCUCACUACUUCAUCUUGAUAUUCUGAUUCCUGCUGCUCCGCGAGAUCCUUUACUAGAGUCCUUUAUGUGCCCAAGUCUUUCGCGUUUCAUUCAGUUUCAGU
This is a messenger RNA of Amorphotheca resinae ATCC 22711, 2142 nucleotides long. RefSeq lists its product as hypothetical. The coding region runs from base 202 to 1710 and encodes 502 amino acids. The record is from RefSeq and is a predicted model, not a curated record. Lineage: Eukaryota; Fungi; Ascomycota; Leotiomycetes; Helotiales; Amorphothecaceae. Gene Ontology annotation, molecular function: glucose-6-phosphate dehydrogenase activity; NADP binding. Gene Ontology annotation, cellular component: cytosol. The transcript has 5 exons. Gene Ontology annotation, biological process: pentose-phosphate shunt, oxidative branch; glucose metabolic process.